Messenger RNA from Brassica oleracea var. oleracea, 1203 nucleotides. Its product is annotated as F-box protein At1g69090-like. Gene Ontology annotation, molecular function: protein binding. The coding region runs from base 38 to 1144 and encodes 368 amino acids. The record is from RefSeq and is a predicted model, not a curated record. The transcript has a single exon. NCBI's taxonomy places the organism in Eukaryota, Viridiplantae, Streptophyta, Magnoliopsida, Brassicales, Brassicaceae.
CUAAUAUUUUCUCCCAAACUAAAGGCAUUUUCGUGAGAUGGCUUCACCACCGUUGUUAGCCUUAGCCCAAUCUCCUCCUCGUUGCUGGUCCGAGCUUCCUCUAGAUCUGAUGCAACUGAUUUUUGAACGCCUUAGCUUUACCGAUUUCGAAAGAGCUAAAUCGGUUUGCUCAUCUUGGCAAACUGGUUCGAGACAGUCUAAGCCAAACAAUAAGAUCCCUUGGAUGAUUUUACUCCCCGAGGAAAAGAGUUACUGUCUCUUGUUCAAUCCUGAAGAUAGAGAAGAAAAGCUCUACAAAACUGGCGACUACUUUUCAAAUAAUAUUUAUUGUUUGGCGACUUGUAGAAGCUGGCUUUUGAUGAAUCCUAGUUAUGAAAACUGGGAACACCCUGUUUAUAUUUUUAAUCUCUUAACCCGCGAGAGGAUCAAUCUACCUCUUACUACACCGGUACGACGACUUCACUCCGCCGUAUUGUGGAUAGACGAUAAAACCAAAGAUUACCUUGUUAUAAGAGAAAGUCUGGCUUAUGUAAAGAAAGGUUAUAACUCGUGGAUACAAAUCUCGGAGGGUAUCCAAAACCAAGAAGACAUGGUAUUCAAAGAUCACAAGCUCUAUUGUCUCACCAAUAAUGAACUCCGUAUUUUCGACUUUUCUGGUGAAUUUCCGCUACAACUUUCCAGAGCUAGCCUAGGAGGAGGGGGACGUGUGAAUGAAAUAUUUAGCUUAAGGAUGAGAUUUCCUGGAGUUCCAUGGUAUGUCCAACAGGUUCGCAAGAAGAAAAAUGUGGUUCUCACUGUACGAGGAGAUGUCUUAAUUGUUAAGAGCAAAAAUCCUGCUAUGUCCGAGACAUGGAACUUUAAAAUCUUCAAGAUGGAUUCAUCAUCAAAGGGCUUGGAGGAAAUUUAUUCGUUGGGAGAUGAGGCGAUUAUUUUGGAUUUGGGUAUUACAGUGCUUGCUAAGGACCAGGAAGGCGUCAUUAGUAACUCUAUUUACUUCACUGAUGAAGAGAUACAUUGGUACGGCACUGAAAUCUUUGUAUUCAAUCUGGAUACCAAAAAGGUUGAACAACUACCACCACUUGUUUCUUCCUCUGCUUCAUUCUCUAGAGCUCGUUGGUUCUUACCAAGUUUCAGGAAUGAUUGAUGAUCCCUAUCUAUAGGUGUUUCUCUUGGUUGCUUUAUUAAUAACUAGCAUAUAAUUUC